ACGUCAGCGGGUGUGCCUUACGCACUUCCCUGAAGUUCGGAGUGUUUACAAGUGAAUCUUCCCGCCUUGGGAUCAAAGCAGCUGAUUAAGGAGAGCAGCAGGCUUCACAUGGCUGCUGCCUGAGAUCUGAGGAUGAUUAAGACGGAGAGGAUCCUGCAUCUGAAGAGCUGCCGCGGGAGGAAGGUCCGUGUGGUCCGGGAACAUUAUCUGAGAGAGAGGGUCCCCUGCUACAGCUCCCUGUGUCAGGCGGGCUGUGAAAACGAUGGCAAGGUGCUACCAGGAGACCUGACCCACUAUGUGAUUCCUGAUGCGGGGGUGUCGGGGGACUAUCUGGAGAUCCUGGAGUUCAGAGAGCUGCAGGGCAUCAUCUUCACUCAGACCUCCUGUCAGGGGGUGCAGCACAGCAAAGGACGCAGGCAAUACAACCGUCUCCGGAACCUGCUCAAAGACCCUCGACACGACUGCGUGCCGUUUGCCAAUGAAUUUCAGGAGUAUUCAUACUGUCCACGAGAGAAGGGGGAGAGCCAGGAGAAGUGGCAGACCAGGUGUGUGUACUCUGCAGCAGUUUGGUACUACAACCACCUGGCAGGUAUGAUGGAUAUAGUGAUGAUCACUGAGGAUCAGGAAGCCGUGGCUCAGUACAGCAGCCUCCAUUCUGGGGUUUACGUCAUCUCUGUCCAGGAUUAUUUAAGAAACUUCUGUCCGGAGCUGCAGGUAGCACACAACCUUUACAGCUCCAUUUCCCAGGCGCUACAAGAGAAAGAGAGUGAGGGCACGGAGAGGGAGUACACAGAACAUCUGCCCGGAGAACUGCUGGAGGCCGGGAUCAAGUCUGGGCGGUACAUUCAGGGGACUCUGAAUGUCAGCAAGCACCGCGCACACAGUGAAGCUUCAAUCAUGACGGACGGUUUGUCCAACAAGAACACAGAUCUGAGCUGGGGCGUGUUGGUGUGUGGAGGGAAGAAUCGUAACAGGGCGGUGCAUGGCGACCAGGUUGUGGUGGAGCUGUUGCCAAAGAGCGAGUGGAGAGGGAAGGACAACACCCUGGCUGAGGGUCAGGGGGAGAAGAAGAGCGGAGAGGAAGGUGGAAGUAAACCCAUGCCCACAGGCCGUGUUGUGGGAAUCCUGCAGAGGAACUGGAGGGACUAUGUGGUGACUUUCCCCCCCAGGGAGGGGCCUCCGCCCCAGACCAGGAACACCCAGCGCAUCCUGGCGGUGCCCUGGGACCACCGCAUCCCCAAGAUCCGCAUCAGCACCCAGCAGGCCGAUGCUCUGCAGGACCACAGAGUGGUGGUGCGCAUUGACUCCUGGGAGAGCACGUCGCUCUACCCCAACGGCCACAGUGUGCGGGUGCUGGGUAAAGCUGGGGAGCUGGAGACAGAGAUCCAGACCAUCCUCAUCGAGAACUGCAUCCAAGUGCCUCCAUUCUCAGACGCACAGCUGAAAGAGAUGCCCGUGAACUCUGCAGAGAAGCCGUGGAGGAUGGACCCGGCUCAGGUGGCGGAGCGGCGGGACCUCCGGGAGAGUCACCUGGUGUUCAGCAUCGACCCGAAGGGCUGCGAGGACGUGGACGACACGCUGUCUGUACGCAGCCUGGCCGGCGGGAAGCUGCUGGAGCUGGGGGUCCACAUCGCUGAUGUCACACACUUUGUGACAGAGGGCUCGCUCACCGACCUGGAGGCACGUUCAAGGGCAACCACGUACUACCUGGCCGACCGCAGGUACGACAUGCUGCCUGGCGUUCUCAGUGCAGACCUCUGCUCUCUUCUGGGCGGAGUGGACAGAUAUGCGAUGAGCGUGAUGUGGGAGCUGGAUGCAGAGACCCUCGUGGUCAACAAGGUGUGGUUCGGCCGCUCGCUCAUCCGCUCCUCCUACCAGCUGCACUACGAGCUGGCCCAGGCGCUGCUGGACGGGGAGCAGGCGGAGGUGCCGGAGCUGGCCGGGGUCGGGUCUGAAGAGAAGGAUUCUAAACUAGCCCAGCUCACCCAGGCUCUGGAGAUGCUGACACACGUAGCCAGACACCUGCGGGCGCAGAGGGACCGGGGGGGGGCGCUGGAGCUGGAAGGGGUGGAGGUGCGUGCCCAGCUGGAUAAGGACAAGAACAUCACAGCGCUGGUCCCCCGUCAGCCUCUGGAGGUCCACGAGACGGUGGCUGAGUGCAUGAUACACGCCAACCACUGGGUGGCGCGCAAGAUCCAGGAGACCUUUCCCCACCAGGCCCUGCUGAGGCGCCACCCGCCCCCCCGGCAGGAGUUCUUCAGCCAGCUGGUGGAGAGCGCCACGGCCAGGGGCUUCACCAUCGAUACCAGUACUAACAAGGCUCUGGCGGACUCUCUGGACCAGGCCGUGGACCCCCAGGACCCCAUGGUGAACAGGCUGCUGAGAAUAAUGGCCACUACAGCCAUGUCCCAGGCUGUGUACUUCUCCACUGGUCUUCAGGCCCUAGACCAGUUCUACCAUUACGGUCUGGCUCUGGACCGGUACACACACUUCACCUCACCCAUCCGUCGUUAUGCCGACAUCGUGGUGCACCGCCUUCUCUCCGCUGCCAUCGCCAUGGACAGGGGGGUGGACCCGGGUAAAGCGUUAGCCAGCAACAAACAACUGGAGGAAACGUCUCAUCAUAUCAACAACAAGAACAGGGCAGCCCAGCAGGCCCAGAAGAUCUCCACAGAGCUGUUCCAGUGCCUCUACUUCAAAGAGAGAGACCCUCAGUCCGACCAGAGCUGUGUGGCGGACGCCGUCAUCUACUCCAUCAGAGACAACGGCGUCCUGGUGUUCAUCUCAGA
Messenger RNA from Notothenia coriiceps (black rockcod), 2789 nucleotides. RefSeq names its product DIS3 like exosome 3'-5' exoribonuclease (gene dis3l). The annotation marks the transcript as partial. The transcript has 16 exons. The record is from RefSeq and is a predicted model, not a curated record. Lineage: Eukaryota; Metazoa; Chordata; Actinopteri; Perciformes; Nototheniidae. Gene Ontology annotation, cellular component: cytoplasmic exosome (RNase complex). Gene Ontology annotation, molecular function: 3'-5'-RNA exonuclease activity; RNA binding. Gene Ontology annotation, biological process: rRNA catabolic process; mRNA catabolic process.